Raphanus sativus (radish) is the source of this 2835-nucleotide messenger RNA. RefSeq lists its product as uncharacterized. The record is from RefSeq and is a predicted model, not a curated record. Lineage: Eukaryota; Viridiplantae; Streptophyta; Magnoliopsida; Brassicales; Brassicaceae.
GAUCGACCUCAUAUGGAUCCGAACACGAGAUUGCUUACGCCAGAGUUCGAAAAUGGUCUAAAGGAAUUCAUGGGGAAAGCUCUCAACCAACCGGAAGCUAAAUCAGGUAUGUUAAGAUGUCCUUGUUCUACUUGUAAAAAUAGGAAGGUUAUAAAACAGUUAGAUGUUUGGACUCAUCUAUAUACUCGAGGGUUUACACGGAGUUACAAAAUUUGGUAUCAUCAUGGGGAAACUGAUUAUGAAUAUGGUAGUACUAGCGAACCUCAACCUGCGGUUAGGUUAGAAGAACCAAUUAGAAUGGACGUAGAUUAUGGUGUAGGUACUGAGCAGAUGGUAAAUGAUCAUUUUAGAGGGGAAGAUUUACCCAAUACACAAGCUAGGAGAUUUUAUGAUAUGUUGGAUGCUGGAAAGCAACCUUUGUACGAAGGUUGCAGAGAUGGUCAUUCAGCUUUAUCAUCUGCAACAAGACUGAUGAGCAUUAAAUCCGAUUAUAAUUUGGCUGAAGACUGUGUGGAUGCGAUUGCUGAUUUUGUAAAAGGUGUUCUACCUGAGGAUAAUGUUGCUCCUGGUUCAUACUACGAGGUUCAGAAACUGGUAGCUGGUCUUGGUUUAUCGUACCAGGUAAUAGAUGUAUGCAGGGAUAACUGCAUGAUUUAUUGGAGGGCGGAUGAGCAGCUGGAUGCAUGCAAAUUUUGUGGAAAGGCUCGUUAUAAAGAUACGGGUGGAAGAGUUCCAGUGCCAUAUAAAAGGAUGUGGUAUUUGCCAUUGACGGAAAGGUUGCAGAGGUUGUAUCUGUCCGAACGCACAGCGCAACCAAUGAGAUGGCAUGCGGAGCAUUCAACGGAUGGUGAGAUUAGACAUCCUUCAGAUGCAAAAGCUUGGAAGCAUUUUCAAUCGACCUAUCCAGAAUUUGCGUAUGAAAGAAGAAAUGUCUACCUUGGAUUAUGUACGGAUGGUUUCAGCCCAUUUGGGAAGCAUGGGAGACAAUAUUCUCUAUGGCCAGUCAUUCUCACACCAUACAACUUACCGCCAAACUUGUGCUUGCGUCGAGAGUUUUUGUUUCUCUCCAUUCUUGUUCCCGGACCAGAGCAUCCUAGGAGAUCACUUGAUGUAUUUCUACAGCCACUAAUAUAUGAGUUGCAACAGCUAUGGGGUCAAGGUGCUGAAACGAGAUUCCUACCACCAGAUCAUCCAUAUCGCAGGAGUAGGAAUUUAUUUACGAAGAACAAGAGGGUGUUUGAUGAUCCAACACCGGAAAUCAGUGGGAGAGAAAUGUUGACACAACUAAGAGAUUUUGGUGCAGAAAGGACCCCAGACGUGGGUGGACAUGUGCAUUAUCCGGAUCAUCUGCUGAGGCAUAAUUUAGAUGUCAUGCAUAUUGAGAAGAACUUUUUCGACAACCUGAUGAACACGAUCCUUAACGUUCAAGCGGCCAAAGAUGCGUUCUUUGAUUGGAUUUCAAAGGAUGUGGAAUUUCCAGACGGUUAUGCAUCUAAUUUGGGUAACUGUGUCGACAGAAGGGAAGGAAAGUUUACCGGCUUAAAGAGUCACGAUUGCCAUGUAAUGAUGCAGCGCCUCCUUCCGUUCGCCUUCAAGGAACUAUUACCAAAGAAUGUUUAUGAAGCAGUUGCCGGGAUAAGUGCUUUCUUCCGAGAUUUAUGCACGAGAUCAGUUACUCCUGAAUGUAUUGAAAACUUGAAGACUAACAUAGCCGUGAUUAAGUGCAACCUUGACCAUCUCCCUUAUCUCACUCUGUAUCCUAGGGAACCCGGUCAGACUUGGUUCGACCGAUCCCAUAACGGGAUCAGCGCUUGGAUCAACAGGAUGAUGUAUUCCGACCUCAAGAAGGGAUACGCAACCUUCACAGUGAUGCCGAGGGAUGAGCAGGAGCUCUGGUUUCGUCAGUUUGCUCAAGAGUUCAACUGGCAUCCGGAUAACACGACGUUCAUCCGCAACGCCUUCAUCCACAAAUGUAUGGAUUCAUAUUCCGGGCAAAUAUAUGAAUGGAAGCAGAAGUGGCUAGCGGAUAAGGUCCCAAAGUGGAUCAACAUGACCACUUGGGAGGAGUUGUGUGUCCAUUGGGACAAGGACUCGACGAAGCAGGUCUCUAACACCAACUCCGCCAACCGCAAGAGCGAUCGUGGCGGGAAGGGCAUGUACAAGCACAAUUUGGGUGCUCAGUCUAUUCCCACUCUCGCAGACAAGAUGGCGCAAGAAAAUGAAGGUGAGCCCGUGGGUGAUUUCCCUUUGUACAAGAGGAUCCACACCAACAAGACCACGGGCCAGAUUGAUGACGGUCUUGCGCAGGAGGUUGUCUCCCUGGUGGACAGUAUGACACAAGACGAGGAGGCCCGUCUCUCCCAGAUCCAGGCCGAUCUCGAUCUUGACGCCACAUCUACUGAGUCCACUGCCCUCUCUCAAGUCCGAAUCAACGAGCUUCUUGAAUCGGCGAUUCCAAAGAAGAAGGGACGUUUGGUCGGUUUGGGUCGUCGAUCCAAAUCGGUUCCUCCUACGUCUCAGGUGCCAGUUGAUCCUACUCUGAUGGAUCAACUGAAGGAUAAGGAUGAACGCAUCCGUCAGUUGGAGGAGAAGAUGGCGGCUCAAGAGAGAGCUAGAGAGGCAGACAGGAGGCGGAGUGAGAAGAUGAUGGCGGCCUUCAUGAGGCAAUUCCCGGACCAGAACUUCGACGUCGACGAGGACGAGUAGUUCUAACUUUAAUUUAUGUUUUAAACUUUAUUUUUAUUUUCUGUUUUGUAUGAAUAUUACUUUUGAACUAUUUAUAUUAUGUUUUUUAUUUUAAUUUUCAAUUUAAUAAUUAAUUUUCGAAUUUAAUAA